AUGGAAGAAGGAAGAAGGAAGAAUGAGUAUGCAGAAGAUGGAAGUGUGGAUCUUAAAGGAAGGCCUCUUCUCAAAGCCAAGAGUGGUGGUUGGAAAGCUUGUUACUUUCUUCUUCUAUAUGAGGUAUUCGAAAGAAUGACAUUCUAUGGGAUAUCAUCAAACUUGGUUCUGUUUCUGACAAGGAAGCUUCACCUUGGCACUGUCACUGCUUCUGACAAUGUCAACAAUUGGGUCGGCACUAGCUAUAUAACUACUAUAUUAGGAGCCUAUGUUGCUGAUGCUCACCUUGGUCGCUAUUGGACUUUUGUCAUUGCUUCUGUUCUCUAUCUAGUGGGUAUGUGUCUGCUUACACUAUCAGUUUCCCUUCCAAGUCUACAGCCUCCAGAGUGCCAUGAAAUGGAUGUGACAAAAUGCAAGAAAGCCACCACACUACAGUUAGCUGUGUUCUAUGGUGCACUAUACAUCUUGGCAGUGGGAAGUGGUGGAACCAAGCCCAACAUUUCCACCAUUGGUGCUGACCAAUUUGAUGAUUUUGACCCCAAAGAGAAGGCACAUAAGCUCUCAUUCUUCAACUGGUGGUUUUCCAGCAUCUUCAUUGGGACCCUUUUUUCAUUCACAGUUCUGGUGUACAUACAAGACAAUGUGGGGUGGGGUCUUGGUUAUGGUAUUCCAACUAUAGGGCUUGCUAUAGCAUUCAUGGCAUUCCUGGCCGGCACACCCCUCUAUAGACACAGAUUGGCAGCAGGGAGUUCCUUCACCAGAAUUGCCAAAGUUAUAGUGGCUGCUUUGAGGAAAAGGAAUGUAAAUGCUCCUAUUGACUCCGCAGAACUACAUGAGCUUGAUGUGGAAGAGUAUACAAAUAAAGGGAAAUUCAGGAUUAAUUCCACCCAAACAUUGAGGUACUACGAGCCUGUCUGA
Sphenostylis stenocarpa is the source of this 918-nucleotide messenger RNA. NCBI's taxonomy places the organism in Eukaryota, Viridiplantae, Streptophyta, Magnoliopsida, Fabales, Fabaceae. The record is from the annotation of a GenBank genome assembly.